Acanthosepion pharaonis is the source of this 480-nucleotide messenger RNA. The record is from the annotation of a GenBank genome assembly. NCBI's taxonomy places the organism in Eukaryota, Metazoa, Mollusca, Cephalopoda, Sepiida, Sepiidae.
AUGGAGCUUCUAUCUUUAGUUGUUGAGAUAGACGAGAAUUUAUUCUUGUUACCGAUAUCUUGUGAUUUGAUCGUUUAUAUCUAUAAACCCAUCCUCAUCGAAAUCUAUCUAUCUAUCUAUCUAUCUAUCUAUCUAUCUAUCUAUCUAUCUAUCUAUCUAUCUAUUGUUCAUUACAUGGCCACUGGCGUAAUGCCAACCUCUCAAUAUCCUGUUACUUUCUCUUCCUCCUUGACGCCUAUUUUCUCUCCUCGUCUUUUCCACUCAAUUCCGCGUUUGCCUCAUCUGCUCGCUGAAGCAGCGUUUUUCUUUAUCCGAGCAAAUGAUCGAUACGCACCAAGGCCAUACCGUAGGCGUCUGUGCGUGAUCCAGUGGCUCUGUGCCAUCGCUGAUUCCACCUCGAUCGCUAUUUCUUAUUUAUUUUCAAACAGUUGCACUCUCUGUUCAAUCGUCUAUAUUCCCUAUCUGCAGCAACAGCCAUGA